Spinacia oleracea (spinach) is the source of this 603-nucleotide messenger RNA. RefSeq lists its product as uncharacterized. The transcript is spliced from 2 exons. NCBI's taxonomy places the organism in Eukaryota, Viridiplantae, Streptophyta, Magnoliopsida, Caryophyllales, Amaranthaceae. The coding region runs from base 1 to 603 and encodes 200 amino acids. The record is from RefSeq and is a predicted model, not a curated record.
AUGAAUGCCAUAGUGACAAGGAGUGGGAGAAUUUUAGAUGAUGUUCCUAGAGCUAAUAAGGUUUCUAAGUCCAAUGGGAAGGAUCAAGAGGGAGUCGUUGAGUCUAGGGACAAUGAAGUGGUAGAAGAGGAGCCUCCCAUUGAUGAUGUGGGAGAUACUCCUAUACCAAAAGAGGCAACUCUUCUACCUCUCCCCUCUCCUAAACUUCCCUACCCCCAAAGAUUCAUAAGGCACAAUGCUAUUAUCCUUAACCAAAUGCCACCCAAACUCAAAGACCCGGGUAGUUUUUCUAUCCCUUGUGCUAAUAAGACGCUUGAAAUAAGCAAUGCUUUGUGUGAUUUGGGUGCUAGUGUUAGUCUAAUGCCUUAUUCGGUGUAUACCAAGCUUGAAGUUGGUGAUCUUGUCCCAACCAACAUUACAUUGCAACUUGCCGCCCGUUCGGUCAAAUACCCUAUUGGCAAGAUUGAGGAUGUACCCUUGAGAGUUGGUGGAUUUGUGAUCCCCGUCGAUUUUGUGGUCCUAGACAUAGAUGAGGACGUGCAUGUCUCUAUUAUUCAUGGUUGCCCAUUUUUGAACACGGCGGGGGCCAUUAUUGAUGUCUAG